AUGAGCAGAGGAGGCCGAGGAGGAGGAUUUGGUGGCCGUGGCGGAGGCCGCGGUGGUGGUAGGGGCGGGUUCCAGCAGAGGGAUAAUGGCCCUCCGGACACAGUUUUCGAGAUGGGCACAUUCAUGCACGCAGUGGAAGACGAAAUGCUCUGCCAGUCACUCAUGCCCGACAAGGUUCCCUACUUCAAUGCCCCCAUCUACCUACAAAACAAAAUCGUCAUCGGACGCGUCGACGAGAUCCUCGGGCCCAUCAACGAGGUCUACUUUUCCGUGAAGAUGGGCGAGGGCAUGGUUGCGAGCAGCUUCAAGAAGGGCGACAAGGUGUACAUCGGGGGUGACAAACUUUUGCCGAUUGAGAGGUUCUUGCCGAAACCCAAGAUCGCCGGUGUCAAAAAGCCCCGAGGGGCAGGCGGACGAGGGGGCGCUGGCGGGCGAGGUCGCGGUGGACCUGGUGGGCGCGGUGCCCCAAGGGGAGGCCGUGGCUUUGGUGGUGGGUUCGGUGGUGGACGCGGCGCACCAAGAGGCAGGGGCACAUUCGGUGGUGGGAGGGGCGCACCAAGAGGGCGCGGGGGAGGAGGACGCGGCUUCGGUCGGGGUCGUGGCUCAUAA
Dichomitus squalens LYAD-421 SS1 is the source of this 609-nucleotide messenger RNA. Its product is annotated as Gar1-domain-containing protein. The coding region runs from base 1 to 609 and encodes 202 amino acids. The record is from RefSeq and is a predicted model, not a curated record. Gene Ontology annotation, molecular function: box H/ACA snoRNA binding. Gene Ontology annotation, biological process: snoRNA guided rRNA pseudouridine synthesis; ribosome biogenesis. Gene Ontology annotation, cellular component: box H/ACA snoRNP complex. The transcript is spliced from 4 exons. NCBI's taxonomy places the organism in Eukaryota, Fungi, Basidiomycota, Agaricomycetes, Polyporales, Polyporaceae.